Leopardus geoffroyi (Geoffroy's cat) is the source of this 1016-nucleotide messenger RNA. RefSeq names its product sialidase-like. NCBI's taxonomy places the organism in Eukaryota, Metazoa, Chordata, Mammalia, Carnivora, Felidae. The transcript has 7 exons. The coding region runs from base 184 to 768 and encodes 194 amino acids. The record is from RefSeq and is a predicted model, not a curated record.
AUUGGACAAAAUAACAUACUCCGGUGGGAUACAGUUAAGCACUUAAUAAAUGUGAGCUGUUAUUAUUCCUCUCAACGGUAUUGAGAGAAACCCCAUGGUUUCCGAGCAGCAGGAAUCAGCUGGAAUCUUGACCUGCUUCCUUCCACUUAACCUCCACCAGCCUCUUGCGCUCCCGCUGGCACCAUGCUGAAGAAGGCCCUGAUAGUCACAGCCUGGUUUACCUUGGCUGUGGCUUACCCUGUAAUACUCCCGGACUUGACCACUGACCUUGAGUUGAUUAAUGCCCUUGGAUUUACCGCUGAACUAGAGUCCCCCACCGACCUGGAGUCAUCCACCACCACAGAAUUCACUGCCACCUUGGAGUUGACCACUGACCCAGAGUCCCCCACCGACCUGGAGUUGUCCACCACCGCGGAGUCCACUGCUGCCCUGAAGUUGACUACUGACCCAGAGUUCUCCACCGAUCUGGAAUUUUCCACUGACCUGGAGUCCUCCACCGACCUGGAGUUGUCCACUGACCUGGAGUCCACGGCCACCCCAGAGUCAACCGCUGACCUAGUCUCCAUUGGUGUAGAAUCGACCACGGAUGUGCAUCUUGAGAACACACCGACCUUUGAAUUAUCUACUGAAGUGGAAUCAAACACUGAUAGCUCUGAGGAAGCAACUGCUGAGGCUACAGAAAAUGUCACUGCCACUUAUUCAGAAGAGCUCAUGACUAGAGGACCAGAAGAGCCCAGCACCUCCGUGGGAAGCAACGAGUAUGUCUAAGUACCUUUUUAAAAUGAAGCAGAUUUUCCAUUAGUUGUGACCAUCACCCUUCUAACCACAACUUUCUGAGAAGAUUCUGAGCUUCUGAACAAGGCUUCCACCCCAUUAUUGGAGAUUGAAUAUUAUAAAAGCCUAGAUGUACCUGUUGAAGAUAAACAGAGUGACAGGAGUUGUACCCACACAAAGGAGGGCGUCUUUUAACAGUGUCCCAUUUCGCAGGGGCUCAAUAAAUGUUGAUUAGAAUUGAA